Messenger RNA from Ictalurus punctatus (channel catfish), 2603 nucleotides. RefSeq lists its product as uncharacterized. The coding region runs from base 211 to 1272 and encodes 353 amino acids. Gene Ontology annotation, biological process: adenylate cyclase-activating G protein-coupled receptor signaling pathway. Gene Ontology annotation, molecular function: G protein-coupled receptor activity. The transcript is spliced from 12 exons. The record is from RefSeq and is a predicted model, not a curated record. Gene Ontology annotation, cellular component: plasma membrane. Lineage: Eukaryota; Metazoa; Chordata; Actinopteri; Siluriformes; Ictaluridae.
CCCGCAGUGUAUUAAACAGCACGUGAACAGGCAGCAGCAGAGCGCGUGGCAGUGCAUUGUUAUUGUUAUUAUUAUUAUUAUUAUUAUUAUUAUUAUUAUUAUUACACACUGCGGUGAGGGAAGAACAGUCAGUGGAUUUGGGAGAUGAAGAUUUAUGGAGUAUUUCUUCAGUUUUAACUCUCUGGACAUUUUCUUGGUUAAUUCGGCGACAUGAACUCCAGUGGAUUAUCAGACCAAGAGAUCACAGCUCUCUCUUCCGUGUAUGUCUCCUGUCUCAGUUUAAGUUUAAUUGGGAGCUGCUCUGUUUUCAUCACAUCAAUUAUGAAGAGAGAAAAGCUCAAAGAACAGGCGAAGCCUCUGAUCCAGCUGGCUCUAGCGGACCUCCUGGCCUCUCUCUGCCUCGGCAUCACAGCUGUGAUGAACCUGCUGUGGUCUGGAGCGGUGAGGAACAGUGAGGUGGUGUGCAGCGCAGGAUUAGCUCUGUCUCUGACGUUUUAUUCCGUCUCGUUCCUCCUCGUCAUCGUGUAUGCCUGUGAGUCAGCACACAGCCUUCAGGGAUGGAGGGAGGAAGAUGAGGGAGAUUUCACACAUCAGUGUCCGAUCUCUCAGGACAGCAGCAGCAGGAGGAGGAGGAUCGAUCUGCUGUACGUCCUUGUGUGGCUGCUACCGGUGAUUGGAUUUGUGGUCUACAUCAAGACAGUUUCUUUUUCUUUGACGUCUCUUAUUCCAUCACAACACGCCUCUAAUUAUAAACAAAGCGCUCAUAACGCUCGCUUCUGCAACAGUUGUUUUCUGUUCCUCCAGCUGCACAUCGAUGAUAAUGAAAUCUGUUCCACUGUGGAUUUAGUACAUAUAAAGUGUAUCAGGAUUUUCACGUUUAUAAGUGUGCUGUCUGUCCUCAUCAGCUGUACUUUGAUGUACUGGAGGCUGCAGGUCAGGUUGAGGCGUUAUGAACAGGACGGUGUGAGGAUCUGGUCCUCAGCCAGGUACAUGAUCCUCGUUAUCAUCUUCUCCUGGACUCCAGCUCUUGUGCUGAUCUGUUUAUCGUUCGCGUUCUCUGAGACGGAGAGUUUGUUUCCUCUCUUCAUCAUACAGGCUGCGUCAGUCUCUCUCUACGGUUUCCUCAACAGUAUCGUUUACGCCUGGAGACGCCGUAACUUCCGAGAAGCCGUGCUCGGGGAGAGGAUGCCUCUGCUGGCUUACACACACCGAGCUUUCUUUGACCAAUCACUGAGAAACGAUGCAGAGGAAACAGGAAGUGGACAGAAUUAACGUCGGACAUUCAGAGACUAGUUACGUUCAGGAAGAACAGAUGAAGUCAGUAUGCAAGCUGCAGAGCACUUUUUAAUCCCACUGCGGAGAUUCGAUCAAAACGACGUCAUGGUGAUUUAUUACGUCUGCGUGAACCUUUGAGGCUCAAGGUGCCAAAACUUAUUUCAAGCGUGUGAUGGAUGUUGAACUUGCACAUGUCUGAGUUCAGACCUCGGACUUAAAUGAUCUCUUAGCAAGUGUAGAUAUCUUACAUAAGGGAAAAGUUAUCUAAUGUUUCUCAUGAUGAGAUUAUGAUAUAACAAAUAUAAAACCAUUAAACCUAUUUCUAGACAUAUUUACUCAUUUCAAAUCUUCAAACACUUGAAAUAAGUCAUGAAAGUAUAAUUAUACAUCAUAAAUGAUCUGCAGAUAGAAUAAGAACACUUUUAAACUGAAAUUAAGUAAAAAUAUCUAGAAAUAGGAUGAAUAAUCCGAUAUUUGUUUAAUAACAAUCUAACAAAGAGAAGUAUUAGUUGAAUUUGUCCAUGUUCGAGGUAUUUUUCCUUGCGUGUAUUUAUCAUUAUUUGCACAAGUUGCACACAUGGGGCGGAGUUAAUCUAAAACGGAGGCGUGUCUCAGGUCCGCAUGAUUCUGACCUUGAACUGAUGUUGAUUUUUCUCCAGUCCCUCCAGGACUGCGUGAGUUCACGUGAUUUCACGAUCGCAGAAAUUAACGCAAACAUCAAAGCAGGAUAUUUUAAUAAUCUGGACCUGGAGCUGAGAAACAGCUGCGUAACCCGACUCUGAAUACGAGGAACUUUCCCCAUGUGAAUACUGAUGUAACUCCUGAACUGAAGUCGACUCAGCUCUGAGGUGGAUCCUGUGCCUGAGCAAAGAUUUUAAAGAUAAUAACAGACUGAGUUUGGUUGUGUACGUGUUCAAAUUUAAAUAUAAAGCACCUUUUUUUAAUUUGUUUUGUUUUUAAUCCUCUGCUGCGUAAGUUAUAUUAAUGUUUACGAUGUGUUUAGAAUAAACAACCUGAUAUUAAACUUUAACAUGCACAUUUGAUCAAAUAAAUAAAUAAAUAAAUAAAAUUGACUGUAUUAUUAAACAGGUCGGAGCUCACUGUGUAUUGUAAUAAGAUUAGAACAAAUGAAUAUUUAACAUUUAUGGAGUAUAUUUUGUAACAUUAUCUCUUUUUUUUGUACCUUUCACAUAUCAGGAUAUUUUUAACAUUAUAUUUAUAACAUGAACGAUCCAUGCCAUGACUGACAUCAUUUGUUAUUUGUUCUUUUGUUUUUUUUUCCUGUUAUGUAACAAUGACCCAGUAAAAUCUUUCUGCUUGAACGUUAA